Cheilinus undulatus (humphead wrasse) is the source of this 534-nucleotide messenger RNA. RefSeq names its product CD40 ligand-like. Gene Ontology annotation, biological process: immune response. Lineage: Eukaryota; Metazoa; Chordata; Actinopteri; Labriformes; Labridae. The transcript is spliced from 3 exons. Gene Ontology annotation, molecular function: tumor necrosis factor receptor binding. The coding region runs from base 1 to 534 and encodes 177 amino acids. The record is from RefSeq and is a predicted model, not a curated record. Gene Ontology annotation, cellular component: membrane.
AUGGAGCUUCAGUCCAGGUGUUCUCAUAAGUACGUGCUGCUGCAGGUGUGGUGUGGUCUCCUCACUGUGGCUAUGGUGGUCAUGGCUGCAGUCCUCAUCUCUAUCAAACCAAAGCCAGCUGGGUGGGUUCCUAAAACCUCAGCAAACCCGAGCAGAGCUGCAAUGUGGGCCGCACAGACUAAAGCUUCCGGCACUUACUCAUGGGAGAUUGAACACAAAUGUGAGUUCUGCUCCCUCGACCUCCACGAGGACUCCAUCAACUGCUCAAAAACCAGCCUGUACUUCCUCUACGCACAGGUCACCUUCAGCAGGCACCCCAGGAACAACCAGGCCAAAGAAGUGAUCCUGAAGAGAAACCCUUCCCCUGAUAAGACUGACAAGAAACUGGUAGAGGGGAUAUUCCCGCACACGACAGAGAGCUCCGUGUGGGUGGCAAAGAUCGUCAGACUUGAAGAAGGAGACAGCAUCAGUGUAAACAUCACAGACGACUUUCUGUCGGAGAACACCUUCUGGGGGGUGUUUCAGCUGCAUUAG